Messenger RNA from Anarrhichthys ocellatus (wolf-eel), 3672 nucleotides. RefSeq names its product metabolism of cobalamin associated Db (gene mmadhcb). The transcript is spliced from 7 exons. The coding region runs from base 973 to 1866 and encodes 297 amino acids. NCBI's taxonomy places the organism in Eukaryota, Metazoa, Chordata, Actinopteri, Perciformes, Anarhichadidae. Gene Ontology annotation, biological process: cobalamin metabolic process. The record is from RefSeq and is a predicted model, not a curated record. Gene Ontology annotation, cellular component: mitochondrion.
UCCAUCACAACAGCGCAUGCGCGAAUUCAAGGUGAAGCUAGCGUGAAUGAACCUAUGGGAUGAACUUAGCUGCGACUGUUAUGAUAACUAGUCUUACGUGACUUCGGUCUUUCUAAACAUCUGCACGAGUAAUAGAAAGUAUCACGUAACGCUAGCAGGUACAACUCCAGCGUCUUUGUAUUGGGGUGGUCUGUCCUACACCGCCAAUGGCCGCUAAGUAAGGCUGGCUUCUACUUUCAACUGUUAGAAACAUAAGUGGACACUGCAGGAAAACAGGCCCACCAGGAUGGCCAGUGUAAGUCAACACGUGUGUGUGUGUGUGUGAGAGAGAGAGAGUUAGUGCAGUAGUCCCUGGGGGACAUUCCGUUUGUUAUCUCCCUGUUAUUUAACAUGCAUGCACAGUGCACACCAUAGAUGUGCAGCUGGAGAUGUUGGGGGAACAGUGUGUAGGAUUUAGGAUGAUUUAUUGGCAGAAGUUGUAGAUAAUAUUCAUAACUAAGUUUCAGUGGUGUAUAAACACCUGAGACUAAGAAUCAUUGUGUUUCCGUUAAUUAAGAGUAUGUUAAACCAAGUCUGUGUUACUAAAGUGUCUAGUUUAUAUCUGAAGAGCUCUUCAUAUCUACACAGGGAGCCGGUCUUCUUCACAGAGUCCUCCAUGUUGCACCGCCAUGUUUCUACAGCAGCCCAGAAGGGACAAACUGAACACAGACUCUAGAGAGAGACCUCUGUGUUUUUACGUUGCUUGAAGGCCGCUGUAGUUCUCUGAAUACUCUCGGAGAGGACGGCUGUAGCUCAGGGUAGAGCAGGUCCUCCUUUAACCACAAUGUUGGACAAUAUCCUUUAAAAUAAAUAAAUCUGUUAACGUGGAAACAGAGCCUUAUUUGAAGCGGUUGCAUGUGCAGUAUGUGUACAUACAUAUGAGUGUAGGCUGAAUAAAAGAAACGCCGCUCUUUAUGAACUCCAUUAUCCAAAAUGAUCAUACAGUUAAAUCAACAGGUGCUGUGCAGCAGAGCCAGGCUGGUCAGUUACCUCCCAGGGCUGCAUGUGUUGGUGCAUCGUGUGGCCGGAGCCAGAGCCUCCUCUACUGCUGGAUCAUCGGGCUCUGAUGAGCCCCGCAUAGCCAUCACUCCCUCUGACAUGGUGUGGCCCGAUGAGAGCAUGGGCCCUUUUGGACCCCAGGACCAGCGCUUCCAGCUGCCCGGUAAUGUGGGAUUUGACUGCCACCUGGAGGGAUUAGCGGAGCAGAAGAAGAGCCUGCCACCAAACGCUAUCCCUGACGUGCUGUCCUCCCCGUCCAGCAGUGACAGACAUGACUUCAUUCUGGCCCAGGUCAUCGGAGAGUUCUUUGAGAAAGAUGAGCCAGCCUCGUCUCACAACGUCAGUCGAGCUGAGCAGUACUUUGACAGCUCCAGUCUGGAGUGUGCCAUACAGUCCUGCCCUGAACUCCUAAAGAAAGAUUUCCAGUCCAUGUUUCCUGAGGCUCCAUCCACUGGUAUGAUGGUGGUCACAGUGACCCAAAAGACCCAGAACGAUAUGACGUCAUGGAGUGCUGAGGUGGGACAGGAGAGAGAUCAGAUGCUUGACAAGUUUGUUGAUGGAGCGAAGGAGAUCUGCUGCGCUCUGCAGAGGGAGGGCUUCUGGGCCGACUUCAUCGACCCGUCCUCGGGCCUGGCGUUCUUCGGCUCCUACACCAACAACACGCUGUUUGAGACCGAUGACCGGUACCGUCACCUGGGCUUUCAGAUCGAGGACCUGGGCUGCUGCAGAGUGAUCCGGCACUCCCUGUGGGGGAGCCAUGUUUUUGUGGGGACUAUAUUCACCAGCGCACCGCCCAGCAGCCUCGUCAUGAAGAAGCUGCAGAGCUGAACACAAUUCUUUAAGAACAUUAUGAACCUUGCAGUAUGUAUGUAUUGAUUUCUAAUGUAGAUUACAGUCCCGCUGGCUGAAAGCGGCUGUCUUCAUAUUAAAGUGGUCGUUGACUAAACUGAAUGAGACCCCUCUCAGUACCACCAGCCCUCUGUCUCACUGCUGAUGUCAUUGUGUGUCUGAGCUGUCAUCACGUGACUCCAUGAGCUCUACUGGAGCUGUGACUUCACCCGUCCAUCUUAAAGUGUUCGUCUUUGGAAACUUCAAAAAGCAGAAAAUAGAUCCUGCUUCCUGCUGCUGCUGCUUAGAAAAGACUAUUUAGAGGAAAGCAGAAUAUAUGAUACUCUAAAUACUCUAAAUACUUUAGUUCAGUGCUGGGGAAAUGUUGUCAACAACAGUGUUAUUGUGGAGAACCUGAAGUAAUUCUGGUGAAACAUGUUUGGCAGUUGUGCUAAGCUUCCUAAAGUGUGGGGGUGCAGUUACCUGCGCAGUUUGGAUCCCCGAUUCUUGUUGAGUGCAAUGCAUGUUGGGUAGUGAUUUAGUCCGACUUCCUCUGGAGGCUCGACUGCAUGAAAUGUGAGAGUCCCCCGGGACCAAUACGCACAGAAGGAAGGGUUGAUGGGAAAUGCUGAGUGCUCACUGUGAGUUCUUACAUUGGUGCUGCUGAUGAAACUCUUCAUCAGAAGGCUCACGUCACCACUCACAACGACAUGACAACACUUCCAUCAUCAUUCUUCAUCUUUGGUCCACAAUUUGUAUCUACAUGAACUUCAGCAGUAUCAAAGUAUUUAAUGAGGACAUUUCUGACCUGUUGGUCUUUUCUCCAUCAAUGCAAACUGCUCAAAACCACGGAGAGAAAACACAUGUAAUCAGAUUACCCUCCAUAGAACCCCUAACAGCUUAAUCCAGCUGUGUCAAAAAUGAAUGACAAGAACUCUCUAAAGUCACUUGUGUGUAAAGAACAAAUGAUCAUUUACACAUUAAGUGGAACUAAAACACACAAACACUGUAUGUAUCUUGCUAAACUAAUGUUACUGUUGAUUACAUGCACUACUGGCUGUUACUGCUGAUGUGCUCACAGGAAAAGAGAUUCACCUCUUGAUUCAAGGCUGGAGCUCAAAGUGCAUGUGAACAUGGUCACAUUUAUUUUAGGCCCUCAUUAAAAAUGUUCAAUAUUUAGGUAAACUUCUGAAUGUUGUCAGUAUUGGGGAGUCUCUAGUCCUGCGUUCACACAUACGCCUGCUCUACAAGGGUUCGGGCUACACAACCUAAAGUCUCAAACAUCUCCGUCCCAGCUGCUCUCAUUAACUGAAAGGGUUUCAUUUCAUUUUCCCAUGUUUUUGUGUCUAAGGUCCAGUCCCAACGUCCCCCUACAGGCCUUAAGAAGCUUAGCCAACCCACAGCAUUAGUUGAACUGUUACUUCCUGUAACUGUAUGUAAUCAUGGCCAGGACUCUCUCUGCUCACAGAGAACUCUACAGCUUUGUUGUAACUUCUGUCUCCACUGUGCAGUGAAUGAAACUCAUCUCAACCAGACACAGAAUUGGACCUGAAAGAAACUUUUCUUUAGCACUCUCCAAUGAAGGGUUAAGGACAGAGGAUGUCGUAUUACAGAUUGUAAGGCCCUCAGAGGUCAUUUAUUCAAUAGGAAGAAUGAGGUCGUGGAUAUCCGAAAUGUUGUUUUUGAGUCAGAAGAGUUGAAUUACAGAUAUAUGCAAUAUAUACAUUCUAGCUAUUAAAUUCAUUAUCGUCUGCACUAGGUGUAAACUUCUUGUGUACAGUCAAAAUAAAGUCUCUAGUUUCUAAA